Alosa sapidissima (American shad) is the source of this 1050-nucleotide messenger RNA. Its product is annotated as C2 calcium-dependent domain-containing protein 4D. The transcript is spliced from 2 exons. Bases 1 to 1050 code for a protein of 349 amino acids. The record is from RefSeq and is a predicted model, not a curated record. Lineage: Eukaryota; Metazoa; Chordata; Actinopteri; Clupeiformes; Clupeidae.
AUGAUGAUGAAAGUGAUGGUGAGGAAGGCUCAGGAGUGUGCAGAACAGAUCCGGUGCAGAGAUUCCCCGUCAUCUAGCACCUGCAAACAGCUCCUCCAUGGCAACGUCCUCACACCCCAUAAUAUUCCUGAGUUCUUCCUGCCACCGAGACUUAUCCGACACCACCCGGCUCUACCCAGCUCACUCAUGCCUCUGGAGACACACAACCCUGUGGAGACACAGGCUCAUGCACAGGCGUGUGGCAGAGAGGGGUCGGUGCAGGUGGAGGGGAAGAAGAGGUGGAUGGAGAGGCGGUCAUCCCAGACCCAGAGACCCACGCAGACACAGAUGCUGAGGAGGCCUGCACAUCUGGCCGUGAGACCACUGGACGAAGGCUCGCUGUACGAGAGCCCGCACACGCGCAGGAAAGAAUCUCUGUUCCACUCCACCGUCAGUCACCUGCGGCUGGAGCCUCACACUCCCGCAGCAACGCUCAGCCAAGGGCCUCUUUCAGACGUCGCUCUCAGAGAGUCCGACGCUGAGAUGGACAUGUCCUCCUCCACUGAGUCCACCCCUCAGGCGACGCCGCCCACUCGUCGCUGGACGCCCUCCCCCAGCCACCUGGCCCCUCCUCGGCCCUUCGCUCUGGAGCUGCUGCACUGCCAGGAGCGUCUGCAUCGCGAGCACCUGCUCCUCCUGCCCACCAGGGGGCGUCUGCGCCUGGCAACAGAGCGCCCGGCCCCCAGCCCCUCCCACGACCAGCCCCCGACGCUGCGCGUCCGCGUUGUUUCGGUGGAGGGCCUGCGCGACCCAGGUGACCCCCGGCCCUUCAGCUGCAGCCUGAGUCUGUGCCUGAGCCCCGGCAAGAUGCAGCAGCAGCACAGCGCCACCAUCCGGCACUGCCGCGAGCCUGUGGUCUUCAACGAGGACUUCUUCUUCAGCCAGCCCGAGGGCCAGGAGCUGAGUGGCAUGCAGCUGCAGGUCAAGGUCAAGGACAAGAGCGGAGGUCUGGGCAGGGUCUGUGUGCUGGGCGUCAUCAGCAAGCCGCUGUCAGAGCUGAUGGCCCUCUAA